CCCAGAGGAGAAGAGAACUGCGGCGCGCACCUGGAAACAUGGCGGACCAAAACAAGACAGGCGCAGACGGAACGUUUUUUAGUGAGAUUUUAAGUCCGUCUGAGCUGUUUGCAGCCCGGUCCAGGAGUCACAAGAUCCCAGUGAGAGGACAGAAGGAUUUCUUCCCCAGCGACUCAGACGAGCAAAGACGGCGGCUUGAGCGAAGUCUGGACGAGCACUGGAGUCUGGUCGCAGAGGAGAGGGUGGAGAGGCUAGGAAACCUGGUGAAGGCCAAAUGGAUUCCAACCGAGCAGAUUGUGGAGCUUCGGUCUCCGGCUGGAAAGUUUUGGCAGACGAUGGGCUUUUCUGCCAACGGCAAGCAGUAUCUCCUCCCUGAAGAAGCUCUGUACCUGAUGGAGUGUGGCAGCCUGCAGGUGUUUCACCGCGACCUGCCGCUGUCCAUCCAGGACGCCUACGAGAACUUCCUGUCCUCGAGCACAGUGAGCCUUCAGCAGUAUCAGGUGUUCGGGCAUUUGAAGAGGCUUGGCUACGUGGUGCACAGAUAUGAUCCCAGGUCAGACGGAGUCAGAAAAGAUAACAGGAAUUCAGAGCCUUCGUCCUACGCGAGGCAGCUGAACCUGCCUCAGUCACAUGACCGAGCGGGCAGACAGCUGAAGAGGAAGCGAAGCGCCAGCCCCGCCACAGCAUCCAGUCAAACAGAAGAUCCGGAAGUGUCCACAGCUGACCGAAUGGAGGAGGAUGAGGAGGAUAAAAACCAUCCCGAGUCCCACCUGGCGUCGUCUCCAGCUGCGAGUUCAGGAGAUGAGGGCGGCGGCAGGACCUGGUGGAGGACAGACGUUCCCGGGGUCGGACCGGAUCACCGGCCCGCCUCCAGCUGUUCGGGCUGGCGCUUCGGCUCCAUCCCUUUCCCUGACCUGGGCUCCAGGGACAGCCUGUCCAGCUGCCUGCUCCCUCCAGACCCCUCCCUGCUGCCGGGGUCUCUGGCUGUGGGAGUCUGUGACGUCGACACCUGGAAGCAGAGGAUAAACCUGCGGAAGGUGAAGAUGUCUUCAAAGGAGCAGAGGAGGGAGGAGGACGAGAACAGGCGCCGGCGGGACAUCAACAGGGACAGAGAGGUUCGGCAGUGCAGAAACUGGGCCGAGUAUCGGGAGCUCCUGGCGAGGCGGGAGGGGAAACGUAAAGGCCGUCCAGCACACCUGUGGAACAGGGAAGUGACUCCUUUGCAUGACCCGAGACAAGCGAUCCCCACCGAGGAGCUGUUGGAUAAAAUCAGCGUGAUUAAAUCCACAAAUCUGCUGGAGGGGGCAUCCAGCAUAAAAGGAUCGGACGAGUGGAGGAUUUGUUUCAAUGUUUACCAGCCCGACACGGUGGCUGACUUCAAGAAGAGCAGCCCGGGGAAACCUUACUCCCGCAUGUGUGUGUGCAGCUUCGACGGCCCCGUCCCAGACCUGCGAGCUGUCAAGCUGCUGGCCUUCCAGAGCGGAGACGUCCCGGUGGUCUUUGCUGCGGUGGACCACGGAGACGUCUCCUUCUACACCUUCAGAGACUUCCGGCUGCCCACCGACGUGCACCCCUGAGAGCCUCGCUGUGCCAGCACAGCACUUUUAAACCAAUCUGCACCUGUUGGCUUCACUGGACUUAACAAAAAUAAAGAAAAUAUGACAAUUCCUGAUGUUUACAGGUGGAAAAAAGGUU
This is a messenger RNA of Scatophagus argus, 1695 nucleotides long. RefSeq names its product TSEN54 tRNA splicing endonuclease subunit (gene tsen54). Gene Ontology annotation, cellular component: tRNA-intron endonuclease complex. The transcript is spliced from 12 exons. Bases 39 to 1577 code for a protein of 512 amino acids. Gene Ontology annotation, biological process: tRNA-type intron splice site recognition and cleavage. The record is from RefSeq and is a predicted model, not a curated record. Lineage: Eukaryota; Metazoa; Chordata; Actinopteri; Scatophagidae.